Molecule: messenger RNA, 918 nt
Organism: Pterocles gutturalis (yellow-throated sandgrouse)
Lineage: Eukaryota; Metazoa; Chordata; Aves; Pterocliformes; Pteroclidae
Product: AT-rich interactive domain-containing protein 3A-like
Exons: 7
Biological process (GO): regulation of transcription by RNA polymerase II
Cellular component (GO): nucleus
Molecular function (GO): DNA binding
Source: RefSeq, a predicted model, not a curated record
CUCUAUGAACUGGAUGAGGACCCGAAACGCAAGGAGUUCCUGGAUGACCUCUUUGGCUUCAUGCAGAAGAGAGGGACACCCGUGAACCGCAUCCCCAUCAUGGCCAAGCAGGUGCUGGACCUGUACAUGCUCUACCGACUCGUGACGGACAAGGGUGGCCUGGUCGAAGUCAUCAAUAAGAAGCUGUGGCGGGAGAUCACCAAGGGCCUCAACCUGCCUUCCUCCAUCACCAGCGCUUCCUUCACCCUCCGCACGCAAUACAUGAAGUACUUGUACCCCUACGAAUGUGAGAAGCAGGCGUUCAGUUGCCCCAGUGAGCUCCAAGCUGCCAUCGACAGCAACCGGCGGGAGGGACGGAGGCAGACCUUCGGCACGGCACUCUUCAACUACUCACCCACCCCAACCCUGCUGGGCUCCCCUGAAAUGCCUGUGCCUGCUCUUAGCAUCUCCGCGCACAGCUGCAGCCAGCUUGGCCAAGCACACACGGUUAAGAACGAGGACAGCGUACUGGCAGCGGCAGUGCCGAGGCACAUUGCUAUGGGACUGGCAGGCCACCGCCUGGUGGUGGCUCAAGCAGCGGCUGCCUCGCAAGCAGCAGCGCAAGAGCAGCUGCGGGAGAAGCUAGAGAUGGGGGAGCCCCCAGAGAAGAAGGUGGCCCUGACAGUGGAGGAGCAGCAGCGGCUGGGGGCAAAUCGGCUGGUGCAACAUGUGCUGCAGCACAACCUCCUGGACCCAGCCUCCCAAUUCCCCAUGAAUGUCAAGAUCUCCAACCGAGAUGACAGACAGGAGACAGCAUUGAGCCUGUCCACCGAUGGCAUUAGCAGUAUCAACAUGUCAAUAGAAAUAAAUGGAGUUGUCUACACAGGUGUCCUGUUCGCUCGCCAGCCCCAAGCUCCCCCAGCAGGAGGGAGCACCUAG